Molecule: messenger RNA, 2316 nt
Organism: Aspergillus steynii IBT 23096
Lineage: Eukaryota; Fungi; Ascomycota; Eurotiomycetes; Eurotiales; Aspergillaceae
Product: putative glycosyl hydrolase
Exons: 1
Coding region: 255-2102 (615 amino acids)
Biological process (GO): carbohydrate metabolic process
Source: RefSeq, a predicted model, not a curated record
UCAACCUCUGCGCCACUGGCAGGGCAAUGUCGCACCGCAGGUCAUGAUUUAUUCUUUAUCGCUUUGCCCUCCAUUGGUCGCCGGAUGUCUUUAAAUUCGCGUCCUUCCCUCAUUCUCUCUUUCUUCCCACCUGGAUAGUAUUCUUAAGUCGGCGGGGAGCCUCCUCGAGGACCACUUCUUAUCAGCUCCGACUCCAACAGCCGCUUCUCCAGAGCCCAGGAAGAUUCCUGAAGUCCGAGAAGUGUCCUCCGAACAUGGCAGUCCUACGAUAUAUAUUUAGUGUGCUCUGCAUAUAUCUUAUUGUUCCUUGGUCCGAUGCGCUGGCGCCGCGGUCGCAGGGCAUUCUUGCGCCCUUAUCUGCGAAUGGGGAGACCGUCCUCGACGAGACGGCCGUGUCACCAGAGUCUCCCUCCCUUGGUUCCUCGGACUCCUCGACCGACCCAGUCAAUUCGGCGCGGCACACGCAGCGGGAUCUGGCCAACGCUCUGAAGGUCAUGCAAGAUAAGUAUUUCGAGCUAUGGCAGGGAACAUGGCCAACGGCUAUCGACUGGACCGCUGCGGUCAUGGGCACGCAGGUUUCGGGCACGCUCUCGUCGCUGACCUCCGCCAUCGAAUACCUCCUGCCGUCGAACAUACCUGUCGAUACGAACAUAGACGUUAGAUAUACACCGGCAGUUGACCGACACGGUCAAGCUUUCGAGAACCUCGUCAAUCAUUUUUUCGACCAAACAACGGCCUUUUAUUUCGGCGAAGACGCAUUCGCCGUGAGAACGCAAGCAUUUGACGAUAUGCUGUGGGUGGUUUUAGAAUGGCUGGAAAGCAUCAAGUUACAGGAACUGCACUCGGAUCUGCACUACCGGGGACCGUCGAGCUUGGGGUCCAAUUCGAAGGGCAAACCCCAUUGGCAUGGGUUCCAAUACCAGAUUCCAGCAGCCCAUCGAUCCCGAUUGUUCUAUGGCCUUGCGUCUGAGGGAUGGGAUGUCUCUCUUUGUGGAGGUGGGAUGAUCUGGAGCCCGUAUCUAACUCCUUACAAGAAUGCCAUCACCAACGAGCUGUUUAUCUCCGCCAGUAUCGGAAUGUACCUUUACUUUCCCGGCGACCCUAUCGACUCGCCCUUCAUGGUGGAAACUGAGGAUGGCGAAGUCUGGUCGGAUGAAUACCCUCACAGUGAUGUUCAUCUACAGGCUGCCAUUGACGGGUACAAAUGGCUUAAUAACUCCAACAUGAUCGGACCCGGCGGGCUCUACGGAGACGGGUUUCACAUCAGCGGAUGGCAAGACACUAAGAAUCCCGGUACACGCAAGUGCGAUGUUCUCAACACGAUGGUAUAUACCUACAAUCAAGGUGUCAUCCUCAGUGGGCUCCGGGGUCUCUGGCUGGCUACCGAGUCACCAGAGUAUCUAGACGACGGGCACGAACUGGUCCGCAAAGUCCUUCGAGCCACGGGGUGGCCUAAUAAGUCCAGCAAGCAGUGGAAGGGUCUUGGCCGUGGAGGUGUUCUCGAGGAUGCUUGCGAUUCAUCCGGCAACUGUUCCCAGGAUGGACAAACGUUCAAAGGGAUCUUCUUUCACCAUCUAGCCGAGUUCUGCCGACCGGUUCGACCGCAAGAGUGGCGUUUUUUGGUCAGUGCCAACCGGGUGGCCGAGGAGGGAAGUGAUUGGGACAACGUAUACCAGUGGCACCAAGCACGAUGCCAGACCUAUGGACCUUGGGUCAAACAUAACGCGAAGGCUGCUCUCGUAACCCGAGAUCCCGACGGCAAAUUUGGAACCUGGUGGGGCAGGCCAUAUGGCGAGUCCGUGAAUGCCGCGACUUACGACAGUCCUCUCCCUGAAGGAGCGGUCGACUAUCGCAACAACGGCGACGACGCAGAAGGCUCCGAGCUGUUCCACGGCCGAUCAUCGGGUGGCGCCAAAGAUCAAUCCGGCGGGACUGAACAAACACCGUUGACCGAGUCUCCGGAUGCCACGGGCAUGCAGGCAAAGGAUGUCAAUGACCGAGGCCGUGGUCGUACGGUGGAAACGCAGUCCGGCGGAGUAGCGGUCCUCCGGGCGUUGUAUCAAUGGGAAAGCUUUCCCUCCUUGUCUGGAAAGAAUCACUGAUUCAAUCUCGACUGAUCACGACCGUUAUGUUGUAUAUAACAUCUGGGAGGUGUAUCUUUAUGAUUGGACGGCUGUAUUUUUGGAUCCGGGAGUCUUGGGGAUAUAUUUAUAGAUAUCUUUAGUUGGGCAGAAGACCGGCGCCAUUGGAGAUAACGCGCAUACGCAUACGAUCGAAUGGAUGGUCUCUAGCUGAAUCAUAAACCGAUGGUUGUCC